Nicotiana tabacum (common tobacco) is the source of this 1745-nucleotide messenger RNA. RefSeq names its product putative F-box protein At2g19630. Gene Ontology annotation, molecular function: protein binding. The record is from RefSeq and is a predicted model, not a curated record. NCBI's taxonomy places the organism in Eukaryota, Viridiplantae, Streptophyta, Magnoliopsida, Solanales, Solanaceae.
AGCUUCUUGAAUAUGGCAAACUUUAGUUGUUAUCCCUAAUCAUGUUAUGCAAAGACCAAAUACAAAGACACUUUCUUUGGGUAUUACUAUUACUAUUACUAUUACUAUGGAAAAUAAAAAGCAAAAAUGUCACUUUAUUAGUUGGCAAAAGGUGAUUAAGAGGAAGAAGGAAGGGCGCUUCGUUUGUAACUCACUAGCCCUGAGUUUCUUGAAUUGAAAUUGAGACAGAAAGGGCACAGUACAAAACAUAAGAACAGAGAAAUGAAGGAAACCCUAAAUUUAUCAAAAUCAACAACAACUUCUUCCGGAGCAGAGAUGAUAAUGCUGUCAAAAGAUGUGAUGAUGGACAUCUUCUCAAGGCUACGCGCAAAGACAUUGUGCAGGUUAAGAUGCGUUUGCAAACAAUGGAGAAGCUUAAUCUCUGACCCGUUUUUCAAAUCCCUUCACAGAGCAGGCUCAUCUCUUAAACCCAGUUUGCUUUUUCUCGAACAAAAAUGCUGCAGUACCUCUACUACUAGAGUAAGUAUGUCAUCAUUUGAUCUUGAUGGGAAUCAUAAUUUUGACUUUACAUUCACUUUGGAUAGUUAUGUCUAUUUCAUGCCUUCUAAAUGGGAGUUGAUUUGCUUUCUUGGUUCCAAAGGCAAAGGGUUUUAUGUAUGUAACCCAAGUACUCAAGAAUUGGUUAACUUACCUAAUACUCCUACUAGUUCUCGUGCUACUUUGGACGGUAUUGCGUUUGGAUAUAUAAAGGAGAAGAAUGAGUAUGUAUUGGUUAAUUCUCGUUUUUUUAAAAAUGAUACUGUGUGUGAAGUCAUGAGGUGGACUGAUGGUUGUUGUUUGAAAAAUCUUUCUUGGAAGGUUGUUGAUGCAAAAUGCCCAUAUAUGCUAAGGUGGUGUGGCGUUCUGGUUGAAAAUAGUUUUUAUUGGAUUCGGCACAGGAACAAGUAUGAUAGCAUUGAAGUAAUCAUUUCAUUUGAUUUGGAAAAAGAGGACUUUGGUACAGUGAUACCACCAAAGGAUACCUUUGAUGAUGGCGGACUUUGGUCUUUGGCGGAAUUGAUGGGGAUGUUGUGGUUGUUUGGCUCACCUGAAGAUAUAUCUACCAUGGAUAUUUGGGUGUUGAAGGAUUCCAAGAAUUAUAUGUGGGCUAAGGAGUACACUAUUGACCUAGCCGGGUUUAACUUUGGUGUGAGGUUUAUCAGUAUUCUAGAUCACAAGGAAGGGAAAAUUCUAAUGGAUGUCGAUUCUGAGAUUCUUGAGUGGUAUGAUGUGGACAACAAGUGCUUCGAGAGAGUAGACAAUCUAAGGUCAGUACCAUGGAGCUGGUCUGUACUUAACACUGAUGGCUUAUUUUCCUUGGGAAAUCAAUAUCCAGUGGAGCCGUGCAUGGGAAUGGAUGCAAGUCAGAUUGGGGACGGGGAAGGCUAGUGUUAUCGACUAACUGUUGGAAAAUCUCUCUUUAUCACCCAAAAUUUUGCUUCCAAUUAAUUGAUAUGCGUAUAUGUGUUGAGCCACUGAAGUUGAUUUGAGCGCAUCAUUGUCUUGACUCUUGAGAAAGCAAUAUAGGUGGAAAAGACAUGAGAAUCUGGAUUUUGUUUGAUAUGCAUGAUUGUUAGUCUUCUUUUUGAUGGUGCUAAGAGGCAGCUACAAGAUGCUUGGUUUGAUAAAAUUCUUAAUGGUUUUGCGGUAAACACACGCUUUUACAGGCUAUCGUUUCCAUAUCUUAAUAGAUAAACUUUUCCAUA